This is a messenger RNA of Cuscuta campestris, 2057 nucleotides long. The record is from the annotation of a GenBank genome assembly. NCBI's taxonomy places the organism in Eukaryota, Viridiplantae, Streptophyta, Magnoliopsida, Solanales, Convolvulaceae.
CGUAAACCCGGAUGACUACCGGAAGAUUUCUUGUUGUUCCACCGCCAAGGAAAUGUGGGACAAGCUAGAAAUCACAUAUGAAGGUACAGAUUAAGUCCGAGAAGCUAAGAUAGAUUUUCUAACCCAUGAGUAUGAACUAUUUCGUAUGAAGGAGAACGAGAAAAUCGACGAUAUGUUUGAACGAUUUUCAAAAAUCGUAAACGAUCUUCAUGCUCUCAAGAAGACAUACACGGACAAGGAGCUUGUGAGAAAAAUCCUGCGGAGUCUCACACCGGAAUGGCGCUCCAAAGCCGAUGCUAUCCAAGAAUCCAUCAGCAUCACCAAUGUCACCAUUGAUGGGCUUAGAGGUAACCUCAAAACCUAUGAGUCUACCAUUCUUUACUCCUCUUUAGGUGAACAAAAGAAGAAUGGAAUUGCACUCAAGGCGUGCACAAGUCAAGAACAUGAUGUGGAGGACUCGAGUGACAAAGACGAGUUCGGGGUCGUGCUUAAGAAAUUCCAUAAGUUCAUGCGCAAGGAGUUUGAACGAAAAGGAAAGAAGCAAGGAGAACCACCCAAAUGCUAUGGGUGUGGAGAAGUUGGGCAUAUAAAACCAAAAUGCCCAAAUGCCAAGAAUGAGAAGAAACCAUUCAAGAAGCACCGAGCUUACAUCUCGUGGGGAGGUGACUCCGGCGACGAAUCAUCAGAAGGAGGUCAAAGAAAACGAUCUCGCACCGGGAAGAACGUCGCUUCCUCCUCGGCUCCUCCUCCACCACCGGCGCAUAAGUACCUCGAUGGGUCAUUCCUUUUGUUCAACGACCGCGCAGAGGCGACGCGGUUCUCAGAGAAGUUUGAGCACCAGGAAAUUCUUCCUCCCCGGUUCUCCACCGCCCGCUUCAUUCAUGAUUUCAUCCCAUGCGAGGCACAAAUUAUCCUCGAGCGUGGAAAUUUCCUCGAUCUCCUCUAUAUCAAGAAGCAUCAUUAUCAACCUUUUCUUGUUCGAGCUUUCUACUCGAACUUGAAAAAGGAUGAGGACGGAGCGUUGAUUUCUAACGUCAACGGGGUGGACAUCUAUUUGAAUGAGGAAAACGUUCAAAUUCUCACAGGGCUUCGUCGGAACGGACAAGAUCUCGGCCUCUAUGUCGUCGGAGAAGAAGGAGCGCAGUUCAACGACACUGCACUCUUGGAGGAAGUGGGCAUCAGAAACUUCGUCGCCACUCCCCAACAGCGGCGCCCUACGAUUACUUCCAUGAGUCCCGUGUUUCGCUUCAUUUUUUAUGUUUUGACACGGAUUCUCAAGCUAAGGAAGUUCAAUCACACCGCUCUCUCCCAAGAGGACACGAAGACGCUUCAUGCGAUGAUUCACAACGCCAAUAUCAAUUGGUGUAAGUUUGUGAUGUCUCACAUGUUCAAUGCCACCUCCGACAACCGGCCGCUUCCCUAUGCUCUUCUCGUCAUGGCGAUCCUUCAUGAGUUCCACAUCAAUACGGACGUUGGGCCAAAAUGCAAAGGGACGAAGCAUUGGGAGAUUGAUGAAUCCUCCUUCCACUCAGGCACUAACGAAACUCCGUUUCGACAGCCUCGUCCACGCCGCCAACCAAGGGCCACCGAUUCGACCAACCCUUCUCUCGCCGAGCAAAUGGCCGCCUUGACCGCCACUCUCUCUCGGAUUGACACCAACGUCUCCCAAACGGCCCAAAAUGUCAAUAUUUUGAGCCGUGAGCUUCACGGGUAUUUUGACUUUGUCAACUACCCCUAUGCUCAAAUGGUCCCUUAUGUUCCUCCGCCAAACCUCGGUGGUGAUCCAAGCGGGACUAACAACGUUGGUGGAGAAGAAGAGGCGAACGAUGAGGAAGAAGAGGAAGAGGAAGCCGAAGAAGAAGAAGAAGAAGAAGAUGAUGAUGAUGAUGAGGAAGAGGAAGACAUCGACGAAGAACAACUCCUCGAUGAUCUUUCACCGGAUUUCUAGAGCUCUAGCUCUUUUCUCUUCUCUUCUUUAAUUAUUAUGCAUUUUAAAUUUGCUUCCGUUGUGUACUUCGCUAUUUCCCUUAUUUAAUGAAUAAAAAUCUUUAUGGUUU